Eurytemora carolleeae is the source of this 2510-nucleotide messenger RNA. RefSeq names its product protein CASP. Gene Ontology annotation, cellular component: Golgi membrane. Bases 214 to 2259 code for a protein of 681 amino acids. NCBI's taxonomy places the organism in Eukaryota, Metazoa, Arthropoda, Copepoda, Calanoida, Temoridae. The record is from RefSeq and is a predicted model, not a curated record. The transcript has 23 exons. Gene Ontology annotation, biological process: intra-Golgi vesicle-mediated transport.
CAAAAUGUUGUAACACUUGGAUAAUUGAGUAUUCUUGAAACAUAACACAUUAUCGAUUUUUUGUGAUAUGGGAUUUUCAAAAGAAGAAUUGAUGUAAAUAAGGGGUGAUGGACGAUGGUGUUAUCCCGCUUUAAAAUGUAAAAGGACAACACAAAACUAUCUGCUCCACAUGUAGCACAUUUUAAAACUUUUUAUAAUUUAUUUUGUACCUAUAUGAUAUAUCUAUUACUUUCAGAUGUAAAAAUGGCGUCGAAACUACAAUCAUUGACCACAGUUUGGCAGGAUUUCGAUCUGACCGGCACACAGAAGCUGCUGGAUGAUCUUGCCGGUCAAAUUACUGUCAGACAGGAUGAGAGCGAUUUAUCCCGGAAGGGUCUGAUUGAUAUGAUCCGGAGUUUCAAGAAGACAAACACCGAGGAAACCCGUCUUCUCAUUGCUCCGCUUCUCAAGAGUUUUCAAAAUGAAGUUGACAGCCUUUCAAAACGAUCAAAGGCGGCAGAGAAAGCAUUUUUCGACAUUUAUCAGAAAUUUUGCGACAUCGCCGACCCAGUCCCUACACUGGAGUUUUGCAUGGAGUCAAUGAAGGGUUUGCAUAAGGUUCAGGAUCUGGAGAUAGAGAACGGUCAGCUUCGUGAGACCUUAAACCUGACCAGCCUUGAGGUCACCAGGCUUAAGAUGAAGGAGAAAGAGCUCGAACAGCUUCAGGAAAAGAUGGAAGAGAUGGAGAAGGAUACGGAGAGAAACAUGGAAACAAAGGUUGAAAAGUUCAAGGAGAAGAUAAAUAUAGAAUUUAACGAGAAAAUAAAGCUGAUUGAAGAAGAACAGCUGAUGUAUCAGAACAAGAUGGCGGAUGCUGAAAAUAAAUCAAGAAAUGCAUUUUUACAACUAGAAGAAGCUCAGGCGGAACUAUACGAAUUGAAAUAUAAACAAGAUAACACGAGAAGUGCCCUUUCCGAUGAGAUGGAGAUGUUGCUUACAGAUGUGGAGAGAGCGAAUCAGAGGGCUGCAGCAGCUGAGCGUGAAGUAUUGACCCUGCAAGAGAGGUUGGAAGGGUUCAGGAUAGAGUCCAACAGCGCCGAGGUCGAGUCCGUGGAUUCGGUGAAUGAUAAGGAUAGUUGGAUACAACUAGCUGCUAAGGAAAGAGAGGUUAGUCAGCUUGUUGAAGACCUACAACGAACUAACAAGACACUGACCGACGUUGAGACCAAAUAUACAAGUAAGGUGAAUGAGCUGGAGUGCAGGCUGGGGGUGCUGGAGACAGAGAAAAUUGAGCUGCAGGACAGAUUAGAGAAACAGAAGGAUUAUCAUCAAAUAAAGAAGGAUCUUGGAAUCUUAAAAACCCUGGAGUUUUCUAACCAAGAUAAUUCAGUAGAAAAAAUGGAGGAUAAUAGACCCCUAGAGGUUCUAAUCCUGGAGCGGAGUAAGGUUCUUCAAUCUGAGAAUUCAAUCCUCAGAUUAGACAGGGAAAGAAUAGCUCGGGAAUUACAGGAUUUAAAAUCUGAACUUGAUGCUCGUAGUGCACAGUGCAGUAAACAGACAGAUCUUAUAGCACAGCUAGAGGAUCAUGUAGAACAGUUACAGACAAUCAGUACACCGUACAGAGAGGAGGCGGAGGGCAGAUCCUCGUCUGAUAUGCUGGCGGAGGUUCUACAGGAUUCUGGAGAUGAAACUUUCUUUAAAGAAUCCAGUCUCAGCCCUGUGCCUGGCACUCCAGAGGCUGGAACACUCUUGGGUAUUGUGCAGGCACAGCGGGAACGAUUACGUGCCGCCAACGAGGAACUGGAACUUAAUAAUGAACAACAGCGUUCCCAACUUCACGCAAUCCAGGGAGAACUUCAGCAUUUGAAGCAAGACAAUAUUAAACUUUACGAGAAAAUAAGAUACCUACAAUCCUGCUCCGGUAUAAAGUCUGGACAAUCUACUUUAGUUCCCGGAGAAUCCAAAUACCAUUCCUCGUACGAGCAAAGAUUAGAUCCAUUUACAUCGUUCAACCAGGCGGAGAAACAACGGAAAUAUGCCCAGCUAACUGUAUUUGAAAAGAUUAUUUUAUCAUUGGUUCGGUUCAUAGCUGGGAACAAAACAGCAAGAUUGGCGGUGUUUUUCUAUGCUGUUGUACUGCACGGUUUAGUAUUUGCAGUAUUGUACAAGCUGGCCCUCACGGAUUCCUGUAGACACGAUAUGGCCGCCAGGUGGCAUGAAAAGUAUUUGGAUCAUAUGCAGGAGGUCCAUGGAGAUGCUGACCACGAAGAAGUUGGUUAAAUCGUAGGGCUGAACAGGAUACCACAAGGAGGUGGAAGGAAUCAAAGUCAAGUUUACAAGACGUCCAACAAGCGGAUUCAAAUAUUUAAAUAGCGCAAUGUAUCACAGUUUACCUACUUCAGUAUGCAUUUCAUUACGUUACACAAAACACAUUCGUACAAUUAUCAACUUUUUUUGUUUUGACCCUCAAUUGAACCACAAGAUUUAUCUUUAAACUGUUUUUUGCUGAUGAUUGAUUGCUGACAAAUGUU